AUGGCAAUGUUUGAUUUGGACAGAAUAUCAGAUGAUCUUACUCAUACAUAUGAGGAGGAUAUCACACGUGACUUGAAAUACCUCUCCACACCUCACUUUGAGUUGCCUCCCAACUCAAGACCAGGUGAUUUCUUGGAGCAGGUUUGGGAUCACCCAGAUGCACCAAAGCCAAUCGAGAUGGCACAUGGUACUACUACAUUGGCGUUUGUCUAUGCUGGCGGUGUCAUUGUGACUGUCGACUCAAAGUCAACACAGGGAUCCUACGUUGCUUCAAGAACAGUGAAGAAGGUCAUCGAGAUCACACCAAACCUGUUGGGAACAAUGGCUGGUGGUGCUGCCGACUGUUCCUUCUGGGAGCGUGAGCUCGGACGUCGUUGCAGACUCUACCAACUGAGAAACAAAGAGCUGAUCUCUGUCUCUGCCGCAUCAAAGAUUCUUGCCAACAUCGUCUAUUCCUACAAGGGUUACGGACUGUCAAUGGGUACAAUGGUAACUGGAUGGGACAAGACUGGACCAUGCUUGUAUUAUGUAGAUAACGAUGGAACUAGAUUAAAAGGACAGAGAUUCUCAGUUGGAUCAGGAUCCACCUAUGCAUAUGGUGUCCUGGACUCUGGCUUCAAGUGGGAGAUGAGCAAUGAGGAGGCCUACGAGCUGGGUCGUCGCUCAGUGUACCAUGCCACCAACCGUGAUGCGAUGAGUGGUGGUUUCAUCAAUGUGUACCAUGUACAGAAGGAUGGCUGGAAGAAGAUAUCAUCCGACGACUGUUUCCAGCUCUACCAGAAGUACUAUAAUGUCAGAGCCGCUGGUGUCGACCCAAACAACAACAACAACAACAACGCAUAG
This is a messenger RNA of Acytostelium subglobosum LB1, 843 nucleotides long. RefSeq lists its product as hypothetical. The transcript is spliced from 3 exons. The record is from RefSeq and is a predicted model, not a curated record. Gene Ontology annotation, cellular component: proteasome core complex. Bases 1 to 843 code for a protein of 280 amino acids. Gene Ontology annotation, molecular function: threonine-type endopeptidase activity. NCBI's taxonomy places the organism in Eukaryota, Evosea, Eumycetozoa, Acytosteliales, Acytosteliaceae.